ACGGUUACAUUUUGGGCGUGUUACUCCAUUUCACAUUUAUAUUAAUAAGCCACUGGAAAAUGUCUAACAAAAGUAAAAUGGGAGCAUUUAAUUACUGCACGCAAGUGGCCCUCUGCAUAUCCGUGUUAUCCGUAGUUUUCUUUGUAAUCGCGUUUUCAACACCGUAUUGGUUGGUUACAGACGGACGUUCACAAGAUCCAAGGUUUACCAACCUCGGCCUAUGGGAAGUUUGUUUUAACAACUUCCAGGACAUACACAGAUUUUUUGACAAUCGCUUCAACGGUUGCAUGUGGGUUUUUGAAGAGGAAUAUUACAUCAUACACGAUUUUCUUCUGCCAGGUUUUUACAUAUCUGUACAACUUUUUGCAACACUUUGCUUUGUUAUGUGCCUGGUUGCCCUGCUACUCACUGUAGCUUUUCUUCGCACUUCUCGCGAUGAUGAUCGAUACAUUGUGCUGUUGCUGAUGAUUGGUUCCUGCCAGGUUGUGGGUUCAGUGUUUGGAUUUAUAGCCGUGGUCAUUUUCGGAGCUAAGGGAGACUCUCGCGAUUGGAUGCCUGGUUGGCAAAACAACGAUAUGGGUUGGUCAUUUGCGUUGGGCGUGGUUGGAGCUGUGCUGUUAUUGCCGCCUGGUGUGCUUUACAUGGUAGAAGCAAGGCGGGAAAGAUAUAAGCGUCUAAACGAAAUCGGAAAUCGGGAGGUCAGUGAAUUUGGAGACGACUAUUAUCAGAACCAGCCACACCUCGUCGCUAUGCCCAAUGCAUCAACCCAAUUCCAAAAUGUGUUUGCAUCUGAGCCUAGUCGUCCACGACGUCCACAGCAAAGUGGUACACCAAUCGAACCAGUACAAGGAAGAAUUCAAACCGAUAUAUAGCAUUCAAAAAAUAUAAAAAAUUGAUUCUUAAAUCAAUUGGCUUUCCGUCCGCUUCAAAUAUUUUAAGCUAUUUUUCUAAGAUCCUUAAUCAAUAAAUUGUCAACAAAUAUAUGCUAAAUAAAAUCUUUUUUGUAUUUGCAUUUUAA
Molecule: messenger RNA, 1018 nt
Organism: Drosophila elegans
Lineage: Eukaryota; Metazoa; Arthropoda; Insecta; Diptera; Drosophilidae
Gene: kune
Exons: 1
Coding region: 60-872 (270 amino acids)
Biological process (GO): septate junction assembly; regulation of tube size, open tracheal system
Cellular component (GO): septate junction; membrane
Source: RefSeq, a predicted model, not a curated record